Truncatella angustata is the source of this 1213-nucleotide messenger RNA. Its product is annotated as putative short-chain dehydrogenase. The record is from RefSeq and is a predicted model, not a curated record. The coding region runs from base 293 to 1213 and encodes 306 amino acids. The transcript is spliced from 3 exons. Gene Ontology annotation, cellular component: cytosol. NCBI's taxonomy places the organism in Eukaryota, Fungi, Ascomycota, Sordariomycetes, Amphisphaeriales, Sporocadaceae. Gene Ontology annotation, molecular function: oxidoreductase activity.
GAUAUAACAUGACAGCACGCAUACUUAUCGUGACCCAGUUUCCGCAUGCUGCGGACAGAAAGUACCCGAGUGUGUGUUCGACGUAGAGUAGCUGCGAAUUUAUUUCGUCAUGCUUGACGGUAGUUGUAACUAAUUAUAAAGGCGGCAGUCGCUGCAGCAGAACUUGGUGAAACUGAUAUGUAAAAGAUAUGCAAAGCUGUCUUACCAACUUAGAAAUCCUAAUCUCAUACCAGAGAAACUCGUUUGCAACAGUAUUGUACAUAAUAAGACCGAGGAUCGCCGCCUCAAAAACAUGGAUCCAGGAAAUACCACCAAUUUUACUUCAACGGUCCAUAGGACAUCCUACGAUGCCAUCUCCUCGUCACGCAAAGAGCUUGAUAAGACUCACAAGACCGUACUGAUUACCGGCGGUGCGACAGGCAUUGGCAAGGCCAUAGCCCACAGCUUCAUUGCAGCCUCGGCGACGGCCGUCAUUAUUGUUGGUCGCCGGGUCGACGUUUUACGUGAGGCUGCAGCAGAGCUUGAGAAAUACGCCAGAGAAGCUGAGAAAUCGACCAAGAUCAUCACUCGUUCCUGCAACGUAGCCAGUACGAGCGAAACAUCAACCCUCUGGGAUGAGUUCGCAUCUGCUGGCAUCACUGUCGACGUGUUGGUUUCUAAUGCAGCCAAAUUUACCGAGCCCAAUACCAUGUUUGAGCUUGGCAUUGACGAGAUCUGGACACAGUUCGAGACCAAUGUAAAAGGCCCCAUGUUCUUUGCGGAACGUUUCUACAAGCAGCCCGGCGAUGACCAAAGGUUUUUGGUCAACGUGACCUCUCAAGUCAUCCACCAGUUCUAUCACCCAAUCAUUCACGCUCGCCCGGCGUAUAGUCUGACCAAAGCAAGCGGGACCCUAGCAUACCAACUUCUCGCAAACAGCGUAGCCCCGGAUAGGCUGCAGAUAGUCAGCUUCCAUCCGGGCCUGAUCUUCGGGGCGGGACUAGAAGCUGUAGGGUUGACCAAAGACAUGCUUCCGUUUGACGAAGUGGAGCUACCCGGCGACUUUGCAGUGUGGGCUGCAUCUAAAGAAGCCGAGUUUCUCCACGGCCGCUUUGUGUGGGCUUCUUGGGAUGUGGUUGAGUUAUCCGGAGGAGCGAUCCGAGAACGAAUUGAUCGGGAUCCAUACUUUCUUAGAGUUGGAGUUGUCGGUCUAGAAGGAUCGAACCGGGCCUAG